Messenger RNA from Strongylocentrotus purpuratus (purple sea urchin), 1559 nucleotides. Its product is annotated as retinoic X receptor-like. The transcript is spliced from 9 exons. Bases 430 to 1422 code for a protein of 330 amino acids. Gene Ontology annotation, molecular function: nuclear receptor activity; zinc ion binding; nuclear steroid receptor activity. NCBI's taxonomy places the organism in Eukaryota, Metazoa, Echinodermata, Echinoidea, Camarodonta, Strongylocentrotidae. Gene Ontology annotation, cellular component: nucleus; RNA polymerase II transcription regulator complex. The record is from RefSeq and is a predicted model, not a curated record. Gene Ontology annotation, biological process: response to retinoic acid; retinoic acid receptor signaling pathway; cell differentiation.
UUUAGACGCUAUGAAGUCCCUCGGUAUGCAGUUACCAACCAGCACCAUGGGUUCCCCUUCCAUGGUGAAUCAGGGUCUCGGCUCACCCACACUCUCCUCACCUGGUCUACACUCAGGAAUCACAGAUUACCAUUUGGAUAGAGUUGACAGGGUGUGGGACAGAAGACCUGAGGGUCAUGGUCUACACUCUCCGCCCAUGCAGUCACCAACCCUGAGCAGCCAGGGCUCAAUGGAAGAUAUCAAACCAAUCAUCACCUCUCAACCAGGAUCCUUACCCCUCUCACAAUCACAGGUGUCCAGUAUGACGGGCAUGCACUCCCCCUCAACAUCAACGUCCAGUUUCCCCGGGACAUUUUACAUCUCAACGUGCAGGGCCACUUACACAACCCCUUCUCACAGCCAGCGCAGUCGUCAAUAAGCCCUGGCUCCAUGCCCGGCACAUCCAUCAACAAGAGCAUCUGUGCAGUGUGCGGAGACAGAGCAUCAGGCAAGCAUUAUGGAGUCUACAGUUGUGAAGGCUGCAAAGGGUUCUUCAAGAGGACAGUACGGAAAGACCUCACGUAUACCUGUCGGGACGAUCGUAACUGUAUGGUCGACAAGAGACAGAGAAAUCGGUGCCAAUAUUGCCGCUAUCAGAAGUGCCUGGGCAUGGGCAUGCGCAGAGAAGCUGUACAAGAGGAGCGGCAACGCAAAGACAAGCCCACAGGUGACAGUCAGGUAGAGAGCACAAGUGGAACAAGUAAUGACAUGCCUGUGGAAAAGAUCUUGGAUGCCGAACUAGCAGUAGAACCUAACAAUGGCCCCUACGUAGACACCCCGCGUGACCCUGUGACAAACAUUUGCCAAGCUGCCGACAAACAACUCUUUACCCUGGUAGAAUGGGCCAAGCGAAUCCCACACUUCACAGAACUGCCACUGGAUGAUCAGGUCACGCUCCUCAGGGCAGGGUGGAACGAGCUGUUGAUUGCAGCCUUCUCACAUCGCUCCAUCCAAGUGAAGGAUGGCAUCCUCCUUGCCACCGGCCUCCACGUCCACCGUAACAGCGCCCACAGUGCAGGGGUGGGCACAAUCUUUGACAGGGUCCUCACCGAGCUGGUGGCUAAGAUGAGAGAAAUGAAGAUGGAUAAGACAGAGCUUGGCUGUCUCAGAGCAAUCGUGCUUUUCAACCCAGAUGCCAAGAACUUGACCUCGGUACAGAAAGUGGAGGAGCUACGGGAGAAGGUGUACGCCUCUCUUGAGGAAUACUGCCGCAACCAGUACACGGACGAACCCGGCCGCUUCGCCAAGCUGCUCCUCAGACUGCCUGCCCUGCGCUCCAUCGGUCUCAAAUGCCUGGAGCAUCUCUUCUUCUUUAAGCUCAUCGGAGACACGCCCAUCGACACGUUCCUCAUGGAGAUGCUGGAGGCACCCAACAACAGUUGAGAGAUCGGUCGGCCCAACGUCUCUCUCUCUCAAGACGGACGCAAGUAACCUGACAUGGGAGAUCAUGAACUCUUUGAAAACUUCAAUGGACUCUUUAUUGUGAUGGUUUUAUCCAUGUGUUUGUUCAGGUUCACGUC